This is a messenger RNA of Coffea eugenioides, 1334 nucleotides long. Its product is annotated as probable adenylate kinase 7, mitochondrial. The coding region runs from base 66 to 941 and encodes 291 amino acids. Gene Ontology annotation, cellular component: cytoplasm; mitochondrion. The record is from RefSeq and is a predicted model, not a curated record. Gene Ontology annotation, biological process: nucleobase-containing compound metabolic process. NCBI's taxonomy places the organism in Eukaryota, Viridiplantae, Streptophyta, Magnoliopsida, Gentianales, Rubiaceae. Gene Ontology annotation, molecular function: ATP binding; AMP kinase activity. The transcript has 4 exons.
CAACAUCAGCCGCAAGCAGUGCACCACUGUUUCAAUUCACUGCUAAAACCCUUUUCGUAGCCGCCAUGGCAGUUCUAAGCCGCCUGAGAGUAGCCGCGCCACCAAUCCGCGCUGCCCUGCUCACUAGGAACCGAGCCUACGGAUCCGCAGCUGCGGUUCAGCUGGACUAUUACGACUAUUACGAUCACCAUGAAUUACAGCAACCUCACCGCAAAGCGACGGCAGCGCAGGAAGAAUCGGACGGUUGGGUGUCUGACAGAGGUGUCCAGUGGGUGAUCAUGGGUGACCCAAUGGCAAAGAGACACGUGUACGCCCAGAGGCUUUCCCAGCUUCUAGACGUCCCCCACAUUUCCAUGGGAACUCUCGUCCGUCAAGAACUCCACCCUCACUCUUCCAUCUACCAGCAGAUAGCUAGUGCUUUAAACCAAGGAAAGCUUGUUCCCGAGCAUGUAAUCUUUGGUCUUCUGUCAAAGAGGCUUGAAGAAGGCUACUGCAGGGGUGAAAGUGGAUUCAUUUUGGAUGGACUACCUCGAACAAGGGUUCAAGCUGAAAUCCUGGACCAAAUUGUUGAUGUAGAUUUGGUCGUGAAUCUUAAGAGCACUGAGGAUUGCUUAGUGAACAGUCAUCUCUCCAAUGGAAUUUACUCUCCUUCUCGAGAAUUUUUUCGGAUGGGCAGAUCCAGAUUUAAUCUGAGUCUACAGUCACAGGCACAGGAUGGUCGCUUAAAGCCUUCCUGUUUCAGUACAGAUACUCUCUGGAAAGACAAACUCCGCAUAUACGCUGAACAGAGCAAGCCAGUGGAAGAUUACUACAGGAAACAGAAGAAGCUUCUCGAGUGUCAAGUGUCAGGGGCAUCUCGAGAAACUUGGCAAGGCAUUUUGGCUGCAUUGCAUCUUCAGCAUGUGAACGCUAUCAGUUCUUCAAAGAAGCUGACUGCAUGAUAUAGCUGAUACCAGUGUCAUGCCAGGCGAAAUAGUAUAUAUGAGUAUGAGUUUAUCAGAAGUUUAUGGGAAUUUUGUGGUGACUAUUGUCCAGUUUUGUUUCAUGAUGAAGGUCUCGUAUUUUUAUAUUGGUAUGUCACUUGUGUUUUUGGCUGACAUGAUUGUGUAAUGCAGUUCUAUGCUAGCAAGAAAAGCUGCCGGAGUUAAAAGCGGAACAUAUGAGCUUUGCAUUUUUUGGCUGUUGUAUAGUAGUAUAGAGUAUCAGUUUGAUCCGUCUUCCCCUGCUUGGUUUCUCUGAUUUAUUGCAUGCUUCUUUUUAGCCUUUAGCUAGUUUGUCUUUGGUACCUCAGCCUGGAUGCCAAGCAUAUAAAAUCAUUCGCUACUUCAUUGCCA